Messenger RNA from Vitis riparia (riverbank grape), 690 nucleotides. Its product is annotated as signal recognition particle 14 kDa protein-like. Bases 16 to 486 code for a protein of 156 amino acids. NCBI's taxonomy places the organism in Eukaryota, Viridiplantae, Streptophyta, Magnoliopsida, Vitales, Vitaceae. The record is from RefSeq and is a predicted model, not a curated record. Gene Ontology annotation, biological process: SRP-dependent cotranslational protein targeting to membrane. Gene Ontology annotation, cellular component: signal recognition particle, endoplasmic reticulum targeting. The transcript is spliced from 3 exons. Gene Ontology annotation, molecular function: endoplasmic reticulum signal sequence receptor activity; 7S RNA binding.
UCAUGCUAUUUAUUGAUGGAUGUUUUGUCUUCUUGUCAGAAAAUUUCUUUCUUCGCUUUUGCCUCAAGAUUAUGCCUGAUAUCUGAAACCAAGUGGAUUUGUGUUUUAUUUUUAUUUUGUCAGGUUCUUCUACAAUUAGAUCCGUUUCUCAAUGAACUCACCAGCAUGUUUGAGCACAGUACAACGAAGCGCUCUGUUUGGGUUACUCUGAAACGCUCAUCCCUAAAGUCAAAGGUGCAAAAGAAUAAAAUUACCACUGCUGGUGAAGCAAUUGACUAUAGAUGCCUCAUCCGUGCAACUGAUGGCAAAAAGACCAUUUCUGCUUCGGUGGGGCCUAAGGAUCACCAACGGUUUCAAGCUUCUUAUGCAACCAUUCUGAAGGCCCACAUGACUGCCCUAAAGAAGAGGGGGAGGAAGGACAAGAAGAAGGCUGCAGAGGGAGUUAAGAAACCAGAUGAUCCAAAGAAGAUGAAGACCUCUGUAUAAACUGAAGAUAAAGACCUCUAUAUAAACUGGAUCACCCGGUUUCCCCUUUUUAUUUUUCUCCUAAAUGAAUCUGUCUUUUCUUUUUUCCCCCCUUGAAACCUCACAUGAUCUUCCAACUUUGAGCAAUUAAUGGAAUCAAAGACAUGCUUUUUGGUUGACUAGCUACCUUUUUGGAAAUUUAAUUUCUCUUAACUCAGGGUUGAA